AUGACUCUAUCAAACAGUGCAAAAACAUAUCCACCAAGGUUGUAUGAAGAGGGGAAAUGUCCAUUGCAACAUCGAAGCAUGAAUCACAACUCUCACUUGGUUGCUUUGCAGAUGGUCGAGGAAGCAGUUAUUGUGAAGUUGAAAGAGAUGGAAUCCAUUAAAACAUCAUCUGUUGGAGUUAUUGUGAAGUUGAAAGAGAUGGAUUAUACAUGGUCAGCCAAGGCAGUUCACCAUUUAUUGACAAACCAAUUGGUGGUUAAUAAUAUCCAUGAGAUAUGGUCUGUCAUAGAAGGUCAACCAAUUAGGCUAUCUCUAUAUGAGUUUGGUCAGAUUACAGGUUUUAAUUGUGAGCCUUUCGACAUAAAUGAUAAGGUGGAGGUUGAUCAUAAGCCGUUUUGGGAAGAGAUUGGUGUGUCUCCUUCACAUGGUCCUAUGUUUUCUAAGCUGCGCUUAUUGUUAACUCAUAUUAGGAAUUGGUCGUUUGAGAAGAGAAGAAUGAUUGGCUUACUUAGUGUCUUAUCUAUUGGAGUACUUGGCAUCUCUCCUGGCAGUAGAAUUCCUUUGGAACAAGCAAAGAGAGUUCUAGACAUAAAAGCAUUUGAGAGAUACCCUUGGGGACGUGUCGCAUUUUCUAGCCUAGUAAAUUCAGUGAAAGUUAUUUCAUUUGAAGAAAGGAACAAGUAUACUCUUCGCGGAUGCGUACAUGCUCUCCUAAUCUGGGUGUAUGAGUCGAUACCUGGUAUUGGAGAAGAAUAUGGGAAUCGUAUAGAGGGUAACCAGGUUCCUCUUCUCUCUUGGUCUGCAUCCCGUUGCCGCAUAAACUGGGAUCUGUUUUAUAAAAAGGAGAAAAGUCUCCAUCAGAAGGUACGAGUCAGACAUCUCAUUGUCAAAUCAGAAGCUGAGAUAUACCCUCAAUGGCCGGAGGACAAGGUUGAUGAUGAUCUUCACAACUUGAUCACAGACAUUCUACAUGGCAAGCUCGAUGAUACAUAUUGGAACCAGAACACACGUAAUGCACCAGUAGCAAACAAAGCGAAAAGAAAACUAGCGAGCGAAUGUGAAGCGUGUGUCAAGAAAAAAAUGCCAAAAGAGAGGACAUCUGAUUAUGCAUGUGGAUCUGGCCUUAGGUCCGAUGGAGAUGAUGGAUUCAAGCAUGAUUUAAUUGAAGCAGUGAAGACACUGACUUCAACGGUUUUGCUAUCAUACGCAAGAAAACUGCUAUGA
Brassica oleracea var. oleracea is the source of this 1224-nucleotide messenger RNA. RefSeq lists its product as uncharacterized. The record is from RefSeq and is a predicted model, not a curated record. The transcript has 3 exons. NCBI's taxonomy places the organism in Eukaryota, Viridiplantae, Streptophyta, Magnoliopsida, Brassicales, Brassicaceae. The coding region runs from base 1 to 1224 and encodes 407 amino acids.